CUAUGACAUGCAUAUAAAUCGAGAAUGAAGAAGCACCAUAGCCAUCUUUGUUGAUUGAAGCUCAAUAGAAGAUACAGAAAAAUGAAAUCUUCAAAGGAGAAGCUAAGCAACAUGGCCAGUGCCGCCAAGGAACACGUUGACAUCUGCGGAGCCAAAAUUGACGAGAAGACAGAGAAAGCAAGGGCACGAACAGAGGAGGAGAAAGUGAUAGCACAUGAGCGCGCAAAGGCGAGAGAAGCAAAGGCAAAAAUGGAGUUGCAUGAAGCCAAAGCCAGGCAUGCAGCCGAGAAGCUAAGCACCAAGCAGGCGCACCUGGACCCUUCCUCGUUUGGAGCACACCAUCAGCAGCCCCCAACAACAACGCACCAGCAGCCGUUAGGGUCUCUUGCAACGCCUGCUGGAGGAGUCACCAAUCCUUCAUAUCCAUUGGGAGGAAAUCAUCAUAUCAAUAAGCACAUUUAGAUAUAUGUGUAUGUAUACGGUUAUACUUAGUUAUUCCCCCCACUGAUGGCCACUACUACUGUUUCUUUGCGUGUUAGUUUCUGUUUCUGGUGGUUCACGUUUUCAGUUGUUAGUUAUCGGAUAUGUAAUGUGGGAGCGAGGGGCGUGUUAGCUUUCUUGUAUAGUUGUAUGUACUUGAGAACGGUUUGUCUCUCCUGGUAAUAAUUUUUGAAUCAUAAUUUGUGAGAAAUGUUU
Messenger RNA from Arachis duranensis, 696 nucleotides. RefSeq names its product late embryogenesis abundant protein 6-like. Bases 82 to 462 code for a protein of 126 amino acids. Gene Ontology annotation, biological process: embryo development ending in seed dormancy. Lineage: Eukaryota; Viridiplantae; Streptophyta; Magnoliopsida; Fabales; Fabaceae. The transcript has 2 exons. The record is from RefSeq and is a predicted model, not a curated record.